UUCACAAUCACUAAAAUAAAGCGAAGCCAAAGUGGCACUGCCAAACUGCCAAUUUCCCAAACAAACAUUUCAAAAUUGAUUUCAUUUCCCACUAUUCAUAAUUCACCGCUAUUCAUCAGACUACCAACUUCGUUGAUUGAUUGAUUGAUCGAUUAAAUCACAACCGUUGAAUCGGUUUUUUUCAUUUCUGAUAGGCUCUCUCUCUGUCACAGUCUCACUAUCUCGAUCUUGAUCGUAGAGUCAUGGAGGUCCGGCCCAAUCCGACGGAGGACAACGCGUCGAUCCCGCAGCCGCAUCAUCGCCAUGCAGCGGCGGCUCCACUUAAACAGGCCACCAAUUCGCCUAUACCCGUCGACACAUCUUCUGUUUCUCAAAGGCUUCAAAAGGAAUUGAUGUCUCUCAUGAUGAGUGGAGGGGAUUUAGGAGUAUCAGCUUUUCCUGAGGGCGAGAGCAUUUUUACAUGGAUUGGUACGAUUGAGGGUGGAAAAGGAACUAUGUAUGAGGGUUUAUCUUACAAACUCUCAUUACGUUUUCCCAUGGACUACCCUUUUAAACCACCCCAAAUCAAGUUCGAGACGAUGUGCUUCCAUCCGAAUGUUGAUCAGUUUGGCAACAUUUGUCUUGACAUACUUCAGGACAAAUGGUCUUCAGCUUAUGAUUGUAGAACAAUUCUUUUGUCCAUUCAGAGUCUAUUGGGAGAGCCUAACCCAGAGAGUCCUCUCAACAGCUAUGCUGCAGCUUUAUGGUGCAAUAAGGAAGAUUACCAAAAAAUGGUCCACAAACAGUAUUUUGCUGGGGAAGCAUUUGAAAGCUGAUUGAUAGACUUCUGUCACCACAGAAAACAAAGUUGGAUGUUGUUCCCAUAUAAUAUCUGUAAAGUUGGGAAAAAGUAGAUUCGGCUUUAAAGUUCAAAGUAUAGUUUUGUUCUCAAUUUCUCGUGGUCUGUCAUGAAUGAAACAUUGAAUUGUUGAUAUAGUAGUUUGUUUCACAUUGUCAAUUUGGUGAUGCUUGAGAAACCGGAAGAGAUUGAGACCUUUUUCUCUAACUGAAGGAGUUGAUUUGUAUUAUGAAGUUGCAAAAAAUAAGUUCACAAGAAGUUGUAAAUUUGUUGAUAUCAAUUGAACGUGACAAUAUUGAUGUAGAGCUAUGUUACAUGGUGAUUAAUGAAUUUGGAUGCCUCCCAUCAGAUAUGUUUGAUUCUGAUG
Molecule: messenger RNA, 1205 nt
Organism: Quercus lobata
Lineage: Eukaryota; Viridiplantae; Streptophyta; Magnoliopsida; Fagales; Fagaceae
Product: probable ubiquitin-conjugating enzyme E2 C
Exons: 6
Coding region: 243-815 (190 amino acids)
Source: RefSeq, a predicted model, not a curated record